This is a messenger RNA of Owenia fusiformis, 1076 nucleotides long. The record is from the annotation of a GenBank genome assembly. NCBI's taxonomy places the organism in Eukaryota, Metazoa, Annelida, Polychaeta, Sabellida, Oweniidae.
AUACUAUUGUUGUGGCCGAGAGAUUUUCAUUAGAUCCCUGGUGGCCAGUGUUAAAUACGUAUCCUGUGUCUAAAAUAUUUUUGGCAGGAAUCGGCUCAAAGGAGGCACUGUUGUACCCAAGUAAAGGGGCAUUUAUUAAAGAUCAGUAUGGCUUGAAAUUCAAUUUGUGGGCAUCAGAGUGUCCAUGUCUUGAACAAACGUUUUCCUGUCUUGUAUGCUUUCGGGCAUGGUUAGAUGGCAAACCAAUAUAUCUAAGUGAAAUAGAUGGUAGAAUUAAGGAAAUUGAGAAAAAUGCGUCCGAAAAAGGAUAUGUAAGGAAGUCAACAAAGCUGUUUUAAACAUUUCAGACAUUUUUGGUUUGUAUUAGGUUAGAUGUAUCGCGCUCAUAGUGUGGGUCCAAAUGAAGUGAAGAGAUUUUUGGUAUACAAGGAUUCGUUUGGAAAGACAAAAGUUUAUGAGCCAAGUUGUGCAUUUUUGGGGAAAAAGCUCAAGGGAGAUAUACAUUAUUGUUGCCCUACACGAUUAGCAUCGGGGACGUUAGAGGGUAUGGUACAUCAGUUAGCUAGAGAAUUCUUCCUUAUUGGGAGGGGGAAUUCUGGAAUUGUGCUCUCGGUGAUGGGAAUCCUGCCAGAUUACCUUAUGUUAAACAGUAGUUAAAGAUUUUGAAACAGGGUCAUGAGAAAGGUCACGUUAUUCCUAAACAGGCAAAACCCAUAUUCAGGUCAAAAAUUAGGAAGAUCAUGGGAUUUAUUGAUCGAGAGCUACAGGUUAUAGAUUUGAGCAAUAAAUUGAGGUACAUUUUGUUGAGAGAUCUAGACCAGGCGUUUUUCAAGUUACAGUUUUGUAGUGGGUGACAGGGCUGGGGAUUUAUCCCAUUUAAAAUCUCAGGAAAUAACCAAACUGGGCGAUGGUUCAGGAUUCUGUAUUUCUCUAAGCUUUGGUAAAACAUUGUGGGGAGGAAGAGCAACAUAUUUGUCUUGAGAAAAUGUGAGAACAAGAUUAUGUGUCCGGUAAAGGGAUUAGAAGAUUAUGUUAAAGUUAUGAAAAGUGAAGGGGUGGAUUUAUCAGUUGGGUAU